GUGUGAAGGUAUAGAUGAACCAAAUUUCAUGGAAUCUCCAAAUUUUCCGCCAAAUUUUGAAAACAUGCGUAGAUAGAAGGGAUCUCACAACGGGAAAAUGCUUGCACGCAGUUUAUAUCAAGUCUGUUGUUCCACAGGUUACAUACAUUUCCAACCACUUCACUCUCCUGUACUCCAAAUGCGGCCGUCUCUCCGCCGCCGGGAAGGCCUUCGCCGCCACCGCGGAACCCAAUGUCUUCUCCUUCAACGUCAUGAUCGCAGCCUACGCCAAAGAAUCGCUUCCCCAUCUUGCACGCCACCUGUUUGAUAAAAUUCCCGAACCGGACAUCGUCUCUUACAACACCCUCAUUUCCGUCUAUGCUGAACGCGGCGAUGCUUCGCCGGCGCUGGAUCUCUUUCUGGGUAUGCGGGAAUCAGGUUUGGGUAUGGAUGGGUUCACCUUUUCUGCAGUCAUAACUGCUUGUAAUGAUGACGUUAGAUUGGUCAAACAGUUGCACAGUUCGGCUUUUUCCGGUGGGUUUCAUGGCUAUGCUUCAAUGAAUAAUUCCUUGAUUUCCGGGUACAGUAAAAACGGGUUUUUUCAUGAUGCGGAAAGGGUGUUUUCUGAAAUGGGUCCGGUUAAAGACGAGGUGUCCUGGAAUUCGAUGAUCGUAGCAUACGGACAGCAGAGGGAAGGAUUAAAGGCGAUGAAAUUGUACCAAGAAAUGGUGCGCCUGGAUUUGUACGUAGACAUGUUUACAUUAGCUAGUGUACUGAGCGCUUUUACGAGCAUGGAAGAUUUAAUCGGUGGGAAGCAGUUUCAUUCUCAGUUGGUAAAGAUGGGGUUUCAUCGAAACGCACACAUCGGAAGUGGUCUGAUUGAUUUGUACUCAAAGUGCGGCGGUCAUAUGUGCGACUGCAGAAAGGUGUUCGACGAAAUGCCUGACCCAGACUUAGUUCUUUGGAACACAAUAAUCUCUGGCUACUCCCUCAACGAGGAGUUCUCAGAAGAGGCGCUCAAUUUCUUCAAGCAGAUGCAGCGAGCAGGCAACUUCCCCGACGACUGCAGCUUUGUCUGUGCAAUUUCGGCAUCUUCUAAAAUGUCGUCUCCUUCACAAGGGAGGCAAAUGCACUCGUUGGUCAUCAAAUCCAAUAUCCAAUCAAACAGAAUCUCCAUAAACAACGCCCUCGUUGCAAUGUAUUCCAAGUGCGGGAAUUUGCAAGAAGCCCGCCAGCUGUUCGAUAGAAUGCCUGAGCAUAAUAACGUAUCGUUUAAUUCCAUGAUUGCAGGCUAUGCUCAGCACGGGCUUGGAGCUGAAUCUUUGAUACUCUUCGAAAAAAUGCUCGAGAAAAAGAUUGCUCCCACGAGUAUAACAUUUGUAUCUGUAAUUUCUGCAUGUGCACACACUGGUAAAGUUGAAGAUGGAGAGAGAUACUUUAGUUUAAUGAAGGAAACUUUCGAGAUAGAACCGGAAGCUGAACACUACGCAUGCAUGAUCGAUCUUUUGGGGCGAGCAGGAAAGCUAGACGAAGCAGAGGGGCUUAUUUGUACAAUGCCAUACACUCCAAAUGUCAUGGUUUGGGGUUCGUUACUCCGUGCAUGCAGAACACACGGUAAUAUCAAGCUAGCUGAGAAAGCUGCGAAUCAUUGCCUUCAUCUCGACCCUUCAAAUGCAGCUCCAUACGUAACCAUGGCACACAUGUACACGGUGGAUCGAAGAUGGGAUGAGGUGUCGAGAGUGAAAAAGCAUAUGAAAGAUAGGAGUGUGAAGAGGCGACCAGGCUGCAGUUGGAUCGAGAUUGACAAGAAAAUCCACUCGUUUGUGGCGGACGAUAAAUCUCACCCUAUGAGAGAGGAGAUUUACGGGUUUUGGGAUAAAAUGUGGGAGAAGAUCAAGAAAGCUGGUUAUGUGCCUGAUUUGAAGUGGGCUUCGGUUAGAGAUGAUUGUGGCGUGACGGAGGAAGAGAAGGAGACGAUUUUAAGGCAUCAUAGCGAGAAAUUGGCGGUUGCGUUUGGGCUUUUAUCGACUACAGAGGGUGCCAGUUUGCUUGUAAUGAAGAAUUUGAGAAUGUGUGGAGACUGUCAUAAUGCUAUUAAGGUUGUUUCUGAUGUUGCUAAAAGGGAGAUUACUGUAAGGGAUUGUCAUAGAUUUCACCAUUUUCGACAAGGCCAAUGUUCGUGUGGCGAUUUUUGGUGAAAUUAAUUAAAAAAAAUUGGGUUUUUUUU
Messenger RNA from Erythranthe guttata (spotted monkey flower), 2206 nucleotides. Its product is annotated as Pentatricopeptide repeat (PPR) superfamily protein. Gene Ontology annotation, molecular function: zinc ion binding; RNA binding; protein binding. Lineage: Eukaryota; Viridiplantae; Streptophyta; Magnoliopsida; Lamiales; Phrymaceae. Gene Ontology annotation, biological process: RNA modification. The record is from RefSeq and is a predicted model, not a curated record.